Molecule: messenger RNA, 1080 nt
Organism: Merops nubicus (carmine bee-eater)
Lineage: Eukaryota; Metazoa; Chordata; Aves; Coraciiformes; Meropidae
Gene: STK32B
Product: serine/threonine kinase 32B
Exons: 9
Coding region: 1-1080 (359 amino acids)
Biological process (GO): regulation of signal transduction; G protein-coupled receptor signaling pathway; protein phosphorylation
Molecular function (GO): G protein-coupled receptor binding; G protein-coupled receptor kinase activity; ATP binding
Source: RefSeq, a predicted model, not a curated record
AUGCCUCCGUCACGGAAUGCCAUGAUCUAUGUUGCCAGCAUGAACAGUGCAGUAGACAAGCGGUGUACUCUCGCAGUUUGUGCUUUAAUGAUGAAGGCAGUACAACCCUUAGGCCUCAGCGGCGCGGUUUCGCGGGCAGGGGAGGGGCAGCAGCCGCUUUCAGAAGCACGUUCCAAACGGCAAGCAGGUUUCUCAGCCGCAGGGAGUGUGGAUGUGGCAGUGCCACAGCAAAAACAGCAAAACCCCUGGGGCUCGCUGCCGCCACUGCGGGACAUCAAACCUGACAACAUACUACUGGAUGAGCACGGACAUGUUCACAUCACUGACUUUAACAUAGCAACCAUAGUGAAAGGCUCUGAAAAAGCUUCCUCUAUGGCUGGCACAAAACCCUACAUGGCUCCAGAAGUGUUCCAGGCCUUUAUGGAUGGAAGUCCAGGAUACUCAUACCCAGUAGACUGGUGGUCACUAGGAAUUACAGCAUUUGAAUUACUGAGGGGUUGGAGGCCCUAUGAAAUUCAUUCAGCCACCCCCAUUGAUGAGAUACUCAACAUGUUCAAGAUAGAAAGAGUUCACUACUCAUCUGCAUGGUGCAAGGGCAUGAUAACAUUACUGAAAAAGCUCCUCACUAAGGACCCAGAGUGCCGUCUUUCAAGCCUUGCAGACAUCCAAAGUUCUCCAUACCUAGCUGAUGUCAACUGGGAUGCUGUUCUAGAGAAAGCUGUGACCCCAGGCUUUGUUCCAAAUAAAGGAAGACUGAACUGUGAUCCUACAUUUGAACUUGAAGAAAUGAUUUUAGAGUCCAAGCCUCUACAUAAAAAGAAAAAGCGACUUGCCAAAAACAAAUCCAAAGACGGAACUAAGGAAACCUGCCCUCUGAACGUACACCUGCAGCAGUGCUUGGAAACCGUCAGGAAAGAAUUCAUCAUAUUCAACAGAGAGAAGUUAAGAAGACAGCAGGAUCAAAGUGGACAAACUUCCAGCAUGGAGAGCAGAGCAUCCCUUCAGAGCCAUGAGAAACUCCAGGAUGGACAUAACAACAAUUUACUGGGACACGGCUGCACAAGAGGCUGCAGCAGCUAG